Molecule: messenger RNA, 1524 nt
Organism: Parnassius mnemosyne (clouded apollo)
Lineage: Eukaryota; Metazoa; Arthropoda; Insecta; Lepidoptera; Papilionidae
Source: the annotation of a GenBank genome assembly
AUGUAUUCGACAUGGCGGGUAUCUGAAUUAAAAGCUGAACUAAAGAAGCGAGGUGCGUCUUUACGAGGAAGGAAAGCAGAUCUAGUGGAAAGAUUAGAGUUAUAUGAUCAAAAUUUUAAUUUUGGUAACUCCGAGAAUCAGGAUGAAGAUGAUCUUACAAUGAACCUUCCAGAGUCCAACACAUAUCGAGAUAUAAAUAGCUGUACUUUGUUACCACCUCUAACAAAAAUGCAUAUAAGACAUUAUUUUUGCUGUGUUGAUAAUAAACUUGAUAAGGCUAAAUCCUUAUAUGAGUCUCGAUACCUCAUACUUGCAAGAGCUACUACUGUUGGUGACUCUACUUUUGUGAAAGGCUAUUGUAAAAAGACCAUGAAAGCUUUACAGUAUGAAGUAGAUGUUAAAAUUCAUAAAAAUGGAACACCUCAGGAAUCCCACUGCGAAUGUCCAGCUGGAAGUGGCAUAGAGGCAAAGUGCAAGCAUGUUGCUGUGCUUUUAACUGGAAUUGAACACAUGGUGCGUCACAAAAUUAUAUUACUGCAUCAAGUUAGCACACAAAGGUUGCAGACAUUUCAUGUGCCCAAAACUCCAUUUACAGCUUCUCCUAUAGUUGCACACAAGUUGCCUAAGAAAAAGAAUAGUAAAAGAUUUAGUCCGUAUCCUAUUCACAUGAUUGACAAAGAGAGCUACAACAAUAAAAUUCGUAAUUUAAUUUUAAAUUAUCCAAAUUCUACAAUGCCUCUUAAACAUUUAUAUGAACCAGCAAAUCCCUAUGCCAUUAUAGCAGAUCAUGCCUACACAUCUUCCAACCCUGAAGAUAAAAUUUUAGAAAAACUAUGCUUAUUAAAUGUUAAUGAAGAAUCUAUAAAAAAUAUUGAGAAAAUAACAAGAGGACAAAAAAGUAAUUCAAUGUGGUACGAAGAAAGAAAACAUAGAGUAACUGCCAGCAAUUUUCAUACAGUUUGUCAUCUUAAAGCCUCUUCAAAACUUAGCUACAGCAAACAACUUUUUAGUAAAAAACCCUUUUCAUCUAGGCCAACAACACAUGGCAUCUUGAAUGAACCAAUAGCUCUAAAGGAGUAUCAGUCUCAGUACGAAUUAAAUAUUGAAUUUUGUGGGUUAUUUGUUAGCAAGCAGAGACCAUAUUUAGGUGCUACACCGGAUGGUCUACUGGGAGAUGACACCAUCAUUGAAAUAAAAUGUCCAUAUUCCACGAGAAACAAUAUCAUAACUGCAGCAACUGUGCCCUAUCUGCUUAAUGACUCUUUGAAUAAAAAGCUGCUAUUAAAAAAAACUAGUCCAAUAUAUUAUCAAAUCCAGGGCCAAUUGUAUUGUACAAAUAGGAUAUACUGCAAUUUAAUAAUUUAUACAUAUAAAGACAUGAAAGUUGUUUAUAUCACAAGAGAUGAUCAUUUUAUUUCAGAGAUGUUAGAAAAAUUGGAUGAUUUUUAUAAUAAUUUUUUUAAAGGCAUAAUUUUAAAUAACUAUUUGUACAAUAACUAUCAUUUAAUAAAAAAACAAAAUUGA